Messenger RNA from Arxiozyma heterogenica, 840 nucleotides. RefSeq names its product Fe-binding Fe/S cluster assembly protein ISA1 (gene ISA1). NCBI's taxonomy places the organism in Eukaryota, Fungi, Ascomycota, Saccharomycetes, Saccharomycetales, Saccharomycetaceae. Gene Ontology annotation, cellular component: mitochondrion; cytoplasm. Gene Ontology annotation, molecular function: 2 iron, 2 sulfur cluster binding. The coding region runs from base 1 to 840 and encodes 279 amino acids. Gene Ontology annotation, biological process: iron-sulfur cluster assembly. The transcript has a single exon. The record is from RefSeq and is a predicted model, not a curated record.
AUGAUGAGGCUGCAACACAUUCCAAAUAAAAUUAUAUUUCCUAUAUCGAGUAGAUUAUUAGUGAGGUCUAUAGUCACUCCAAGUAGUGAUUAUAGGACAAGACGAUCAACCACAAUAACACCAGUCACAAAUACUCCAUCGACGCAAUUUAAAUUUAAAUUUAUUCCAACUGUACAUAACAAUAACACAAAACCUGUGAAUAAAAAUGAUUCCACAUCGCUAUCUUCGUCCAUUAAACAAAAAAGAUUAACAAGUUAUAGUUUACCAUCUAAAAAUAUUCUUGAUAAACAUGAAGAAAUAAUUGAAACUAAAGGGAACUCUCAACUAGCAACAUUAAAUAAAGUAGAAGAAGUAAUGGAGGACACAAGGGAGAGAAGAGAGAUCAAACAUUUAAUAAAUGUUCAGAAUAGUAUUUCUAUAUCUGCCAAUUCCGGCACAACUGCAACUGCAACUGCAACCUCCACCACUACUGCUAUCAUACCAAAAAAGAAAAGGAAAAGAACAUUACGCGCAAGAAAGGCAGUUAUUACUUUAACACCAAGAGCUGUAGAGCAUUUGAAAAAGUUACUAGACUUACCUGAGCCUAAGAUGAUUAGAGUGUCAACAAAAAACCGUGGUUGUUCUGGAACACAAUACGAUUUAUCGUAUGUGUCAAAACCAGAAAAAUUUGAUGAAAUCGUCGAACAUGAUGGAGUUACAAUUAUUAUUGAUUCAAAGGCCUUGUUUAGUGUAGUAGGAAGUGAAAUGGAUUGGAUUGAUAAUCAACUAAAUACUAAAUUUAUUUUUAGGAAUCCGAAUGCUAAGGGAACCUGUGGAUGUGGUGAAAGUUUCAUGAUAUAG